AAGGAUCCUAUCGCAAUUGACGUUCUGUCCGGCCGAGCAUUAAAAAAAGAUGCGCAUCCAUGACAUUUAGGAUCACCGCGCUAGCAGCCCAUCUUGCACCGCGCUCUUCGCUUUCGCCAACAUCUCCAAUACCCCUGCCCCUGAGUCCUGGCGGAGUACCAACCAUGCCUUUCCAGCAACGAAGCUUCCAGCCACCAGUGUCAUGUUCCAGCAGGUAUCUCUAAUUCACUUGUCAGGAUUUUUUCCAAUGACUUUCACAAGCGUAGGUGGUGCGUUUCCGGUUGGGAAACCUAUUUUCGGUGCUACCUUACCUAGGGACUGCCACAAUGGCUCCCAUCCGUCUUCAACGCCCCAUUCGAGAAAGCGUUCUUCCGGGACGAGCCCAUGCGCCAUUGUGCAGUGUUCGCGGUAUGCCUUUCAAGCCCUAGCAAGGCAACCUCAAGUCUCGUCGCGGAACCACAGCUGUAGGAUGGUGUGCCUAGCGGAGACUUACUCAUGUCCCAUUGGCUUGGAAGUCACCGUGAAAGAACUUCGGCAUCAUGUUGCGAUGUACAACCCGCUUCGACCACUACAGGCCCGCCGAGAGCCACGAGCCGAGGUAGAACCACCACUCCCUUCUGUUCGCCCUCAUGGUCGCAUUGAAACUCUUCUACCAUGCACACACAUUGCUUCUUCUGUUAAAAAUAAUCUUUGUAUCUGGGUAUGCAGCUGCGAGCUCUGCAGCAAAGGACCCCCACGGCAUGUCAGCUAGAGCGUGUAUUCCUUUCCAGUAUCAUUUGGCCUCACGAACUGUGCCG
Messenger RNA from Paraphaeosphaeria sporulosa, 797 nucleotides. RefSeq lists its product as uncharacterized. The coding region runs from base 203 to 751 and encodes 182 amino acids. The transcript has a single exon. The record is from RefSeq and is a predicted model, not a curated record. NCBI's taxonomy places the organism in Eukaryota, Fungi, Ascomycota, Dothideomycetes, Pleosporales, Didymosphaeriaceae.